AUGCCCUCGACAAGUUUCCAAGACUGGUAUAUAGUAAAGAGAAACCUGGCUUCUAGUUCUAGAAAGAGAGUAGAGGGGUAUGGUGGGUCCCCCAUAUGGAAGCCAAACUUUCUUUAUGAAGCGGCACCAGAGAAAUACCGCGUCGCCUGGAAUUAUCGAGAGGUCAAUGGAUAUGAGGCGAUAAAGGACGAAUGGACGGAUGAAGAUGAGGAAAUGAUCCAUGAAUUCGGAGAUAACUUGAAAAAGCUCAAAAAGUAUUCCAAGGUUAUCAUGUCUUCGAGCAAUGCUGGUUCUCGAUUAUUUGGUGAUGAAGAUCCCUUUCCCAUUGUAAAUUCAGAUGAGGAAGUUACAGCCACUGCAGUCGCUGGCCAGAAGAAGAAAAAGAGGCAAAUCGAAACAAUGCACGACGCAAUGGUGAAGGUCCUGACCAAGCUCAGCAUCGAGCAGUUGCCUCUAUGGGAAGCCCUAUCGGGAGCCGUGGCUAAAAUGAAUUCUCCCUCAGACAUUUCGUCGUUCCCUGGAGAUGCCCCUACAAUCCUUGCCCAAGGCCCAAGUGAGGAGGAGCCCAUUCCUGAUGUGCCAGAUGAAUAUAUGGGGAUCGAGCUUGAAUAUGCUGACGAUGAAGCUAUUGAGGAGGAUGUAGCCGACACUGGCCAUUCCGGGGUGCAGAGAAAGGGUGGGGAGACGUCUCAAUCCAAGGAUACAUCGCCUGAUCGAGAUGCUGACGGUUGGUCUAUCCAUCGAGUCCACCUCAUGGUGUUGUCAGAGGAACAGGCAAAAGAGUUCCCCCUGUAUUCCAUGAUUAGUGGCAUUAUGACAGGUCGUGCAGACAUUCAUAGCGUCGAGACAAUAGAAAAGCUGGAGGUUGACCUUCUCGACGUGAUAUUCAUUGCCGCGAUGGAUAUGUUGAAGGAGAGAGUUCAGGAGGUCGAACUUCUCAUGGGAUAUAUUAGCGACCUGCAGAACUUACUAUUAGAUCACCAGAUUGACUUUCCAAUUUUUGAGAAACCUGAAGUCGUUGCUGAUCCCCGAACCCGGAGUUCUCGAGAGGAACUGCUCAUGAGGGUACAUGCCCAAGAUGAAGAGACUGUGGAUCUCAAAGAUAAGCUGAACCAAUGUGUAAAUCUUCUUAGUCAGCAUGGGUUCAAGGGGAUUAUUCGCCCUUCUCCUGAUAAUCCCAUCAGGGAAGUUCUUGUAAGAGUUUAG
Molecule: messenger RNA, 1206 nt
Organism: Oldenlandia corymbosa var. corymbosa
Lineage: Eukaryota; Viridiplantae; Streptophyta; Magnoliopsida; Gentianales; Rubiaceae
Source: the annotation of a GenBank genome assembly